This is a messenger RNA of Falco peregrinus (peregrine falcon), 1403 nucleotides long. RefSeq names its product hepatitis A virus cellular receptor 1 homolog. The coding region runs from base 318 to 1148 and encodes 276 amino acids. Gene Ontology annotation, biological process: phagocytosis, engulfment; positive regulation of mast cell activation. Gene Ontology annotation, molecular function: phosphatidylserine binding; virus receptor activity. Lineage: Eukaryota; Metazoa; Chordata; Aves; Falconiformes; Falconidae. Gene Ontology annotation, cellular component: cell surface. The record is from RefSeq and is a predicted model, not a curated record. The transcript is spliced from 8 exons.
UUGUCAGCUCAGUGGUGCUGAUGGUAGUUUCGUAUGCUGUAAUCCAGCAGAUCUGGAAAAAAUGAGAAGUAGAUUUGUGAAGUACUGCGAAGUAUUUUAGCGUUUUAAUCAAACCGCUGUCAGCCAGAGUUCGGUGCCUGGCUGUGCUGCUCGGGUCUCACCACAGGAAAGGCAGUCCGGGUUAGACUAAAGAGCGUUCUCAGCUGUGUCUGAAGAUGGUGUAAUGAGAAGUAAAACCAGAAAUUUAUGAAGAAGAUAAGUUUUCUUGAAUGUAGUGCCUGAAGGGUGAGCAGGAGCGUUCCUCAUCUUCAGUCAAGAUGUCGUCUUAUUUCUGCGUGAUCUGGAUUCUUCUGAUCCUGUUUACAGGCCCCGCAGUACUGGAAUCACUUGUGAAAGGAGAGGUUGGUCAGAAUGUCACCGUGCCGUGCUUUUACAGUGUUAAAAGGGGACAAGACGUCACAUCAAUGUGCUGGGGUCGUGCCAGCUGCCCUAUUUCAAAAUGUUAUCAGACCAUUAUCUGGACGAAUGGAUGGAAGGUUACAGAGCGGCACAGCAGCAGGUAUAUGUUGAAAGGGAACCUGCCAGCAGGAGACGUGUCCCUCACAAUCGUGAACGCCGAGGAAGCGGACAGUGGGAUAUACUGCUGCCGCGUGGAGAUCUCAGGGUGGUUCAAUGAUCAGACAAGUAAUCACAAGGUUGUGAUAGAGAAAGCUAGGAUCUCUACUGCAAGUCCUCACACUUACACCUCUGAACAGACCUCAGCUCGUGGGAGCAGCAGUGAAUCAUCCGUCACCACCACGAGAACGUGGCCGUUGGUUUCUGCUUCGGAGGCUCCUCAGACUGCCUUUGGUCCCUGCUCAAGCACCUCAGACUGCUUGGAUGUAACUGCAAACCUGCAGAACAUGUCCGUAUCACUACCCAGACAGCAGUAUUCAGAAAAUGGUCUAUACAUUGGGGUUGGUUUGUGUGCGGUACUUCUAGCAAUCCUUAUUUUGGCUCUGUUCCUCACUAGACAAUAUUUAUACAAUACAAAGAAGACGGGUGACUUUGCAAGCUUCGUUGCAUUUUGGAGGCCAGAAGGUGCAGGGAACCAUAGUGCCCUGGAAGAGGAGGCCCAUGCAGAGGAAAACAUUUAUAUAAUACACUAAGGACCACAUGCAUGCUUGCCUUUGUCAUCACCGAACAUUUUGCAAAGUAUUUAAUGUCUAGCUGCUCUCCCUGCUCAGCAGCUAAAUGUGACCAGGCUACUGAAGCAUUAUUCACAUUCUAAUUAAACAAAUAAAAGCUAGACUUCUAACUAAAAACUUUAUCAGCCUGUUCUGGAAACAGAAACCCUACUGGUUUGUAUGGAAAUUUCCAGAAUCCACUUAUCAAACCCUAAAUAAAGUUACCAUUAUAUUUAU